This is a messenger RNA of Peniophora sp. CBMAI 1063, 1668 nucleotides long. Lineage: Eukaryota; Fungi; Basidiomycota; Agaricomycetes; Russulales; Peniophoraceae. The record is from the annotation of a GenBank genome assembly.
AUGGACAUUAACGCCUCUACUGCCCGCGACCUGCCGUCCACGUUGCCUGACGAACUAUUGGCGGAGAUAUUCGUCCAUCUGCAUAGUUGUCGCCUCACGGACGGCGAACGAGAGGGCCUCGCAUAUCUCCCCGUCCCUCCAUGGGCCGUAGUCUCGCAUGUCAGUUCUCGCUGGCGCCAUAUCUCUCUCAAGUGCAAAAAGCUCUGGAGCUUCAUCGUCGAUGGUGAUCGUCGUUGGACCGAGGCCUCAGUCAAACGCUCUGACCCCCUUCCCAUCACCAUGCGCGCGGAAAUCUACCCUCAAACCCCACACGACUCCAUCGUCGCCCUCGUUGAUUUGGUUCCGCCUGCGAGACUGGCUAGCGCCCAGCUCUGGGUCAAUGGGUCAUGUCCUACCGACGAGGAGACGGAGCCGUACACGUUCUGGCUCCUCAAGCUCACCCAAACGCCGACACCUCUACUCACAUACUUUGAGAUCGCUGUGUCGUAUGGGAACGCAGGUGGCCCCAGCGACGGCUCAACAGAUAUUCAUCUUUGUCUACCCUGGAAGUAUCUGGGGAAACACGAGCAGAGUCCGUUGAGAUCAAUUGUACUCUCGGAGUGCAUUUUCAUGACGCUGUUCUCCUUCAAUGGAUCUACAAAUCUGACUUCCUUCAAGUUAUUCCGAUGCAUCUAUGCACUGGACGAUAACGAUGACAUUCUGGGUCACGACCUUAUCCUCGGCGCCCUGUCAGCGUCGCCCAACCUUGAGGAGCUCGUUCUGUCAUCGUCCAUUUCACCAAGGGGCCCUAUUCUUGGGAGCUCCUUCGAUAAACAUGGCAUCAAACUUCCCUGUCUCCGCAUCCUUGUGCUCAGCGACUUUCUACCAAUGGCUCUCGACUUUCUGUCAUAUAUCUCCAUCCCAUCAUCCGCGACAACUUCCCUCACCCUUGUCUGGGACGAAUUAGAGGCAACACCAGAGGUGCAAUUUGCAACACUGCAGGGAUUCAAUCUGGAACGAUUCCUCCUGAACCCUAUGCCUUCCUCACAUUGUGAACUGCACAUCUUAAAAAGCAGAUUUGAUGGUCCCUCCUCUGGCACUCAAGGCGUGGAUAUAUCGCUCGGCAACGGCAUCAAGCCGCACACCGCGCAAGAGACCUCCUUCACUAUCCAAAUUACGCAAGAGUCGACUACAAUCCCACCAUCGGGCCCAUUCCUUGACGCAGUGUUGAAUUUAUUCUCCUCACGAUCGACCCCCGUUCAUACACUGGUCAUAGCGGUGCCUAUCGCGUACUUUGAUUGCGUUCGCAUCGGGGAAACAUGGAACAAAAUCGAACAGGUGACGGUAGAGGGCACCGCCGCGGCCUUAGCCUUCUUCGACGCCUGGCACCGCGACGCACCCCACUUGCUGCCGAAUGUGACCACUCUGACGAUUAGUCGCGUCGACCUUACGGGCGGUGCUCUGUUCGAAAAGCUCGUCUUGGCGAUCACGCGGCGGCAGCUCACAACGUUUUCAUGCGCCAGACUCGCGCAUGUCAUUCUCGAUACACCGCUUGUCUCCGCGCGGACCAUCGAGGUCCUCACAAGAAUACUCACGAUUGAGAAGCCGCAUGCUGUUUGUGUACGACGCGACACGUAUGAUGCGGAUGUGGAAGCGCUACGGCACGGGCGCCCGCGAGUAACAGUCUAA